Molecule: messenger RNA, 7725 nt
Organism: Paramuricea clavata
Lineage: Eukaryota; Metazoa; Cnidaria; Anthozoa; Malacalcyonacea; Plexauridae
Source: the annotation of a GenBank genome assembly
CAACAAUCAGGCUUUUCAAGAACCCAAAACAUAGUUAAACUGUUUGUAUCAUAAAAAGUGGGCUGCUUUGUGCACAUGCGCAGAUCGGACUGUAUAGCACCUUUAAUUAAUCCAGUAUGCUUGUUUUUACAGAUCUUACUCACAAGCUACUUAUGAACAACACACAAAUAUUGAUCCUCAUAUUUUUGUAAAGAAUGAAUUAAGAGAUAUUAAUAAUUCUAUACUCAAUGUAAGUAUUUACAGUUGAUUUCACGAAACUUUUCCCUAAAUAUUGCGUACUUCUUUCCGAACUUCGUUAUGAAGUUCAAACAUUCAUACUGAAAUUCACAAGCCGGUUUGUAAACAAAGCCUCUGAUUGGUCCCUGAACAGAAGUAAGCCAAUCAAGUGCAUUGUUUACAAACCGACUUGUGAAAUUCAGUAUGAACUUUUGAACUUCACAACGCAGUUCGGAACGCAAUAUUUUAACGUUUACGCAAUAUUUUAAGGAAAAGUUGUGUGAAAUCAACUGUAAGGAGAUAAAACCGUUGGAGAUCAUAAUUUUUGUAUGAAAAAUAUGAAAAAGUAAUACUAUGCAAAAUUAACACCAAAACGUAAGCCUAAAGGCGGAUUUCCAGUCCUCGCACGAAGCUCCUCGCAGCCCGCUGCGAGUGCUUGCAUCUAAUUAAAAUUAACUGUUUUGCAUUGUGAUUGGAUGAAAGUGCUCAUGCAUCACUCGCAGCGAGCUGCGAGUAGCUUCGUGCGAGGACUGGAAAACCGUCUUAAUACAGGGAAAAAUUUAGAUUUCCAUUAAUGGAUUUUUGAAUGUAAAACCAUUAUUGGGUAUUAUAGAUUUCCCAUAUGGACCUAAAUUAGUAAAAACCAUGAUGUUUAAUAUUUACCAGGAGAUAAUAAAUAUCAUAGUUUUUACCAAUUUACCUUAUGAGAAAUCUAUAAUAACCAAUAAUAGUAAGAGUUCAGUUUUUACAUUAUUUGAUAAUACAUUGUAAAUCUCUAAAAACCAUUAAAUGGAAGUUUAAAUUUUUUCCUGUGUAUCCAGAGCCUAAGCUGUAAUUUUGGUAUGAUCUACAAUGUACCUAGCAAAAGAUGUAAUUGUAAUAGAGUGUUCGAGAUCUGCAUCAUGCCUUUGUUAACGUAUACAAAAUUCAACUAGGUAUAAUCUCACCUUGUGCUAGGUGCGAUCUCAGUCAAAUGGGAUAAUAUUUUCCACAUGAAGACUUUAUCCUUCAUCACCCUGACCGGGAUGGAAAUUUUUUAACAAUUUUGACCAUAUCAAAUAAUUGGUGUCAUUCAUACUUAUUUCCAAGCCAAAAUUAACUUGUUUGCCAAUAGCAGCAGUAAGACUUUGACAACUUAAGGCCGUUUUCCAUUUCGCUCGCCACCCCGCGCACGAUUACAUUAAAACAUCAUUUCCGGUUCACUUUUUAUAUAUUACUCUGAUUCUCCAUGAAAAUAAGUUUGCCUCCACCUUCAGACAGUACAGUAUGAGGAUACAAAAACGGAUUUAAUCGUUACACUCGUUGCUUUUUUACAGAAGUAUGUUUAUAUUAAUAAUAGUUUGGCAACAUAUUCGGUAAUCUGGAGAGCAAAGUCUCAUCUAUGUCAACAUUUCUUAUUUUCCAGGAGCUAAAUACACCACUAGAACCACUGAAAACCAUUACGCAAUAUUAUUUUGAUAGCAAAGGGAAACUGUUCAGACCUGCAGUUAUUCUUCUUAUGGCUAAAGUAUGCAACAAACACGUAUAUGAUCACCAGGAAAGGUACUGUGGUGUGUACAUAUACAGUAUAUCAUACAACUGGAGGUUCAUGUUUAUUAGAUAGUCAGGCAUUCAAGUUCGCUAUGACUGCACGCAAGUUUUUGUUAGUAUUAUAGUAAUAAAUAAUUGGCUUCAUGGAUCACAGAAGAAGAACUGAAGAAACUUCAACGUUUCGAUCGGAAGCCUUUCGUCAGGUCCUUAUAAUUACUACUAUGUACUGUAACUUUCAGAAUAUAGGUAGGCGCGUGUAGAGAGCCUGGGAACGAGGUGAAGGAAAUGAAUGAUUUCACGGUUUCGAAUACCUUUGGGACGCUAGGAGUUCGGCUUGACUAAUGCUUUAAACUUCUAAAUUAAUUGUUAACGCUUGUUACAUGCUGUUGCUACUUGGGUAACUCAUAUGCAGUUUUAUUGUCUAGUUCGAUGGUCAUUACAAUUUUCCAUGUAAGAGUUAUAGUUACAAGAUAAUUAGUAACCUUUGUUUUUUUAUGCCAUUGUUAACUGGAACAAUAGUAACAAUGAUGUAGGCAUGAGAGUUACGAAUAUAUAGGCUCUUUGCGUAAAGUGACAAAUAUGUUACGGGCUGACUAGGGGUGCACCGGAAGCAAUAUUUUAAGUUCCGGCCGGAACCGGAUCCGAGUUUUUUUAUUAGUUCCGACCGGAACUCUGAAAAAAACGAGUUCCGGUGCACCCCUAUGGCUGACCCGGUUAACCGCUUUGAUAAACAUCCAAAAUGACAUUUUAAAGUUGAGUUAGCUUAGUUUGAUUCCAGUAACACUGUCAGGUACUCAAUAAAGAAACUUUAAUUUUUCGUUCCUUUGCAGUUUACUAUCAAGUGCUCAAAAGACUAUAGCUGGAGUUGCUGAAAUGAUACAUACUGCUAGUCUUGUUCACGAUGAUAUCAUUGAUUUGGCUGAUUCAAGGAGGGGGAAACCUUCUACACAUCGUAUCUGGGGGGAGAAGGAAGCAGUUUUAGCAGGAAACUAUAUAAUGUCACGAGCAACUAUAGCGUUAGCAAGACUUGAAAAUACUGAAGUUAUUCAACUAUUGGCGACAGUUCUAGAUGACUUAGUAAGAGGUAUUAUGAAAUAGAAAUCUGCGGUACCCAGUUCGCUCACAUAAUAUAUAAUUUAAAUUCUUGGUACUCCCUCCUUGGCCCAGGAGCCUCAUUCUCAUUGAUCGUGAGCGAAUAGCAUUUUGUUGUCUUGAUUCAUGAGAGUGAAGCUCCCAGGCCCAAGUAUUCAUGACGUAAUUAUCGAAAAUGCGAAUGGGUAGCAAUGGUUGUAACGGUCUAGUAAGCCCCGGUCAAACGAGGAUGAGAGUUGAUUAGAGUUGGCAGUCACACCUUGUUACAGGAGACAUUUCAUGCUCUACAUUAACAAAAUAAAGGUGUGACGAGUGUUCCACUAUGUUUUAGCUUUAAGAGAAUACUUGAUAAGAACAGCUAACCAAGGUCGCGUGACUGCCAACUCUCAUCCUAGUUUGAUCCGCGCUUUAUACUGACGUGAGCGCUCUUUUCUCAAAGACUCAACGCUAUUUUGGCAUCAGAAUAUCGUAUGUGUGCAGCAAAGAUUUAAUUCUGAAAUGCAUGUUUAGUAAAGAGAUGAGAAAUUCAUCAAAAUUAGGGUAUCCCUCGAAGAUGACAUCUGGAGUGUGUAGUGUUACAAACUAGUUGAGGGUGCAGAUCUCUCCCUAUCCUUCCCUUAGGUGUUGUGUAAGUAUACGUCAAGUACGGCAGACUGAAUUUCUGAAACCGCCUUUCGUCAUAUAGGAAUCGAUGGUAGAUAGACAAAUUGCACGUACUGCAAAAUAUAUGUUAGGUAACAUUUAGUUUGUUGUGUUUCAGGGGAAUUUAUGCAAAUGGGAUCACGAGAAGAUCCAAAUGAAAGAUUUACACAUUAUUUAGAUAAAACGUUUAAGAAAACUGCAAGUUUAUUGGCAUAUACAUGUAGAUCAGUAAGUUACUGCAUGUAUAUACAGUUUACUAUCUAUAUACUACUGUAAAAUAUAACUUGGCCAAGUAAUUGUUAAGGCCAAGUAAUUGUUGCUGCAUGUAACUUACAACGCAAUUUCUGACAUGGAGCCAUGUUGUCUAAAAAGUAGUCACAGAAAAAUUCUGAGCCCCACAGUUUAUUCUGCCGACCUUUCUCAUCUCUUAAGAGUGAAAGUGUCGGCAUAAUAUAAUGUGGGCCACUGGGCCAUGCUCAUAUUUUUCUGUGACUGACUACUUUCAGAUAACAUGGCUCUGUGUCGAAAAUUGCAUUGUAAAUUGCAAAAAUUACCUGGUGUAACAUGGCUUUCACUGCUGAAUUAAUAAAGAUAAACGUUUACAAUUCCUUUGCGAGCCAUGAAGCACAUGCCUUCUUCAUGGUGAUCAUUCUAGUCCUCGACAGGACACGUUAUAUCGUAGGUUACCCCAAGCAGUAGAUGUAGUACACUUGUCAGCAAAAGUCAACUGCUUGAGACUACAGGCAGAAUGAACUGUACUCACUAAAUUUAGCUCGGUUAUGAAACUAUGUGAUAUGAAUUAUCCAGGUUGCUCUACUGGCAAAUGGUUCAAAACAAUUACAAGAUCUCACAUUCCAGUAUGGAAAAAACCUUGGCAUGGCAUUUCAGGUGAAUAGCUUGGAAAUUUUGGUGGUCAUAAGAUACCAGCAGGCUGCAGAAUAUAAGCAGGCAGUGAGAGUCCCGCGUACAUAGCUGAAAACAAAGAAAUACCUGACCAGAGGUUCAACUUCCAACCACUACCUUUCACUGGUUUUAGUGCGCAUCUAAUUGGUAAAUCGGAUAGUUCAAAUUCAUCUGAUUGGUUAAUCGGUCCCCAUAAUGGUAGCGGUAUGGGAAGUCAAAUCUGAACCUCGCUAUUGGCGUACCUCCGGGACGUACAAGUAUAACGCGAAUUAUUAUACCCUGUAAUGUUAAUCUUGGUUACUACAAUAUUAACUUUUCUAAUAUAUUGACAUUUUUUUCCAUUUCAAGUUGGUAGACGACGUCUUAGAUUUUAAUUCUAGUCAGGAGGUUCUGGGCAAGCCAGCAGCUGCUGAUCUACGUUUAGGUCUUGCAACUGGACCAGUAUUAUUCGCUAGCGAAGAGGUACAUUGGCCUGAGAUUUCUUUCUGUAACGUGUAAUUGUGCAUGAUUAUUACGUAUAUAACAUAAUUAACAUUUUAAUUGUCGUAACCGUCUAGUUUUAGUGAAGCAUAGCCUUUCCUUUGGUCAAAUCCAAAGCCCCACUCCCCCAGAAGAACUUCAUAACCGAUGCUAAGCGUUUUCUCGGUCGCUAACCAAUCACAUUGCAAACGUUAUUUUUCGGUUCGCAUCGCCGGUGCGGAAAACGUAGUGGUGAAGGUGUAUGGGUAAAUAUUGUACUGGGAUUGCCAGUAAAUAUAGCCAAAAAACAGGUUUCAACUCAUUUUAAUAAAAAAUACGGAAAAUUACAAGUGGUAAAACACUGUUUUCCUUCGCACGCCAUAUAUGCUCUCAUGCGCAUGUUCUAACACUUCGUGACUUUGCCGCUGAAAAACACGGGCUCUAACUAAACGUAAAUAAAACAUCGUCUAAAAGGCGAUCGCAGAGAGAUUAUUGCUACAACCCAAUACAAAUAUCACUAGGAUUUUGCGCAUCUACACUCGAUAAAAUUAAUUAUUGAAGAAGGGUUUUGUAGGUGGAAACUUUCGAGUGUCAAUUAUUUAUAGACCCAUUGCACUGACGUCACAAAUCCUUAGAGUGUCCUCCAGAUGCUCUCUAACAAUAUCUGUUUGGGCACAACAACCACAUACAGCGCAAAAAUUAACCAUUUUAAUACAAAAUUAUUAUAAAGUUUUACAAAAUUUGCUUUGUUUACAACAGUUAUAUUAUGCAUACAUUGCUAAUUUGUCCUCCAGAUGCAUCGUCACCGGCGCUGUGACGUCAUGUGCAAUGGGUCUAUUAGCCUAACCACGAGCAGUUGCGCAACUGGUUAGGUCUAAUAUUAAACUGUAAAAACUGACACUCAAAAAUUUCCAUAUAUAGUGGUAAAGGGGCUUUAAUAAAUAUUUCCCCGACACCAACUCGUGAAAACUCACAAUUCAAUCGACCUUUUUCUAAAAUGAAAAAGGGCUUGUAUAAAUAAUUUCUAAAGGAUUUCCGUGGCUGCAACAAUUGCUACAAGCUACAGCGGCAAGUAAAUAUUAAAUGAUUAUUAUAUAUGCUGUUUUGAUAUACAGUUCCCAGAGAUAACUGCGUUCAUAAUGCGAAGAUUUAAAGGGGAGAAUGAUGUCGAAGAAACAUACGACUUAGUGAAAAAGGUACUGUUUGAUAUGGCAGUUAGGGCGUUAAUUUCUCACGGCUUGAUCACACAGUGGAUAAUGCACGCGGUAAAACGCACAAAUGUUAAAAGGUCUGCAACAGACUUGGGGUAAAGCUGUUCCAAUAAGCCGAUAUCAGGUAGUCUCCUAGGUAGCCUGCUCGCAGCCUGAAAUUUCGUUCAAAGGAAAACCGGAAUUCAAAUUUUCGGGUGGGGGGCUGCGAGCUGGCUAUCUCCCAGUCUCCUGCGCAUUAACCGCUAAGUAGGCAUGCACAGGAGAAUUGUUGUCUCCACGAUGAAAUGCGCCAUUGUUGAGCUAUCGAGUCAAAUGGGGAGAGCAAAAAUUCAAAUCCAUAUUUAUGUGCACAAGCCAUAUUUAUGCGCGCAACAGUGUUUUGAACCUGCGUAUUCUGCGAACCGCGCUGACGCUCUACCGAUUAAUAGAGCUAUCGACUUAACCCGAACGGUCGGUGUCAGUGUUGCUAGUGAUGAGUACAAACAGCAGUUGUUUGUAGGAAAUACAACUACUCGAAAAAUACAAAAAACCGUCGAUGUUUCGAGCGAAGGCUUAUGAUCUGGAAGUUAGUAGCGAGUGCUAAUUUCCAGACGAAGGAACUCGAAAUGUCUAAGUUCUUUUUGUAUUUUCAGAUAAUUGUACAGUAUCUCCCAGCCUGUAGACCCUUCUAUUUACAUUUCAUCGCUUCUUCACGCGAAAAAGACUGGAACCUUUGGGGCCCGCCUAGUGACGUCAUUGAAGUCGAUUAACCUGCAAAUAGAAUGCCGCCUGCCGAGUAAAGGCUCUAGGUCUAGGCUGCAGUAUCUCCUACAAAAGACUGUUGUUUAUCGAGUUAACAAUCUUCAGUUACUCAAACAUUUUCAUUCAAAUAUUUUCAGAGUACUGGCAUAGAGAGAACAAUGAGUUUAGCAAGACAACACAGUCGUGAAGCAACAAGACAACUUAUGAAACUUCGACAUUCUCCAGAAAGAGAUGCUUUAGUUGAACUUACAGAAAACCUUUUGAAACGUGAACGUUGAUAGGAAUUGUGUAAAUAUUAAUAUCAUAUAUGUAUAUGAUGUUUUAUUUUAUUUAGAUGAAAUUAUUUUAAUAUUCUCUGUGUUCCACAAUUAGAAUUUUUUCAAAUAAAAUUGGUUUAACACGAGCCUGGGAAUGAUCUCAAUUGGCCUCAAUGGUCUUUGGACUUCUGAAAAAACCCGCAGUUAAUAUAGGAAAGAUGGAGGGAGGUGCAGGAUUGCCCCAGGCCAUACCUAACCUGUACAUGUGGGAGUAACUUUUACGAAUACAGUCAAUCGACUAAAUUAUUCGUCGACCGAAGCCUGAACGGUACUUCUUUGCAUUUCCUCUAUCACGGACAUAUGAUUAAAUUGAUCAGGAUUUAAAUUAAAUGUCUUCAAUAAGGAGAGUUUGUUUUCGUCAUCUGUGCCAUAGUAAAGUUGGAUUAGAUUUGCAAUAAACAUUGCUUCAUGAGUCGCCUGGAAAAUAGAACACUUUUGUUACAUGUUGGUAAUUACUGGUAAUUCAGGAUAAUAUUGAUUUGGAGUUUUUACUAGCUCUUAGGAUAGAAAUUUCAAUAACAGCACGAGUUAACUCUGACCGCGAGCACACAGGAGACUGGGGCGACUUAUAACAAGGCUUUGAUCGUUUUCCCACAGUGCACUGGUGAUGGUCC